CUCACAGCAUCUUAUUCCAAUUAAAAUCACCCCAAAUCUCACUGCUGAUUUUUACCUCUGUUUGUUUUAGCUCUGGACAGCCGCCGUCCUUUGCCUUGCUCCUGGCAAUGUUUUACUUCCACUGUCCCCCGCAGUUAGAGGGUUCUGCCCCCUUCGGAGGCCACUCCACGGGAGACUUUGACGAUGGCUUCUUACGCAGGAAACAACGCAGAAACAGAACCACGUUCACCCUGCAGCAGCUGGAGGCACUGGAAGCAGUUUUUGCUCAAACCCACUACCCCGAUGUGUUCACUAGAGAAGAGCUGGCCAUGAAAAUCAACCUCACAGAAGCCAGGGUGCAGGUAUGGUUCCAAAAUCGAAGGGCUAAAUGGAGGAAGACGGAACGAGGCGCAUCAGACCAGGAAGGCUCUAAAGAAACAAUGACUGAGGUGGCACCCCCAGUAAGGAACUUAAAUUCCCCCUCUCCAGUUGAUCAAACUAGGAACAAGAAGGAGAGCCUAGAGAUUCAGCAGAGCCUAAGCCGAUCAGUUGGCCCCACCGGGCCUUUCUUCCCCUCAUGUCUACCUGGGACUCUUCUCAACACAGCCACCUAUGCUCAAGCUUUAUCUCACGUCGCUUCUCUGAAAGGGAGCCCGCUGUGCUCUUGCUGCGUUCCAGACCCCAUGGGCCUCUCCUUCCUCCCCACCUAUGGCUGCCAAAGCAACCGCACAGCCAGCGUGGCAGCACUGCGCAUGAAAGCGCGGGAACACUCAGAGGCCGUGCUGCAGUCCGCCAACCUCCUGCCAUCCACCAGCAGCAGCCCCACCCCCCCGGCCAAACCUGGCCUGGAGAACAGCCAGGAUAACAGGUCGUCUCCGGCCAAGGAACAGAUGGAUGGGGAGAAGAGUGUAUGAGGAUGGAUGAUCCCCACCCACCAGCUCCUUGCAACGAACCCUUGGCCUCAACCUCGGGAAAUGCCAUGUAAUGGACUGUGACGUGGGCCCCUCCAGACCAGAUGCCAUGAGGCCACCAUGGAUCCUGAGGAUCCAGAGCAAAUACGAGAGAACUCCGGCUGCACGUCACACAUCCCUGCUUUCCUGAUGCCGCUGUAGAUUUAUUCCUUUGAUUUACUGGCACCUUCUGGGUUUGGAACCGUCCGUGAUACCAUCUUUA
Molecule: messenger RNA, 1152 nt
Organism: Malaclemys terrapin pileata
Lineage: Eukaryota; Metazoa; Chordata; Testudines; Emydidae
Gene: DRGX
Product: dorsal root ganglia homeobox
Exons: 7
Coding region: 108-893 (261 amino acids)
Biological process (GO): regulation of transcription by RNA polymerase II
Molecular function (GO): DNA-binding transcription factor activity, RNA polymerase II-specific; RNA polymerase II transcription regulatory region sequence-specific DNA binding
Source: RefSeq, a predicted model, not a curated record